Molecule: messenger RNA, 6798 nt
Organism: Grammomys surdaster
Lineage: Eukaryota; Metazoa; Chordata; Mammalia; Rodentia; Muridae
Gene: Rab27b
Product: RAB27B, member RAS oncogene family
Exons: 6
Coding region: 312-968 (218 amino acids)
Biological process (GO): melanosome transport; positive regulation of exocytosis
Cellular component (GO): melanosome; secretory granule
Molecular function (GO): GTPase activity; GTP binding
Source: RefSeq, a predicted model, not a curated record
CACGCCUUCUUCUCACACAAACCUUCCAGAUCCCAGCCGCCUAGGCGGACUCCCGGGUGGUGCUACCAGCCUUGCCACUUGCAAUCUUGACAGGCAGAGGUUGGGGACCGCCAGGCCUUGCACCGAUAGGGAGCCACAGGUUGCAGACGCAGGGAACCCUGCCCAUGACCGUGACUCUGUGAGGCUGGCAGCCGGCGUGCGGUGGUUGCUGGCGGUCCCCGGAGCUUGGGAAGACCGGAGCGGACCCCGAAACCUGACACCAGCGCCCUCGCUGCCUCCGCUCCGCGGGCUGGCCCGCCAAGACCAUCACUAUGACUGAUGGAGACUAUGAUUAUCUGAUUAAACUCCUGGCCCUUGGAGACUCAGGAGUAGGGAAGACAACAUUUCUUUACAGAUACACGGAUAAUAAAUUUAAUCCCAAAUUCAUCACUACAGUAGGAAUAGAUUUUCGGGAAAAACGUGUGGUUUAUGACACACAGGGAGCAGAUGGAGCUUCAGGAAAAGCGUUUAAGGUACAUCUGCAGCUUUGGGACACUGCUGGACAAGAGCGGUUCCGGAGUCUCACCACCGCCUUCUUCAGAGAUGCCAUGGGCUUCUUACUAAUGUUUGACCUCACCAGUCAACAGAGCUUCUUGAAUGUCAGAAACUGGAUGAGUCAACUGCAGGCAAAUGCUUACUGUGAAAACCCAGAUAUAGUCUUAAUUGGCAACAAGGCAGACCUGCUGGACCAAAGGGAAGUCAAUGAGCGACAAGCACGGGAGCUGGCUGAAAAAUAUGGCAUACCAUACUUUGAAACAAGUGCAGCGACAGGACAGAAUGUAGAGAAGUCGGUGGAAACGCUUCUGGACUUGAUCAUGAAGAGAAUGGAAAAGUGUGUAGAGAAGACACAGGUUCCGGACACUGUCAAUGGUGGAAAUUCAGGAAAGCUGGAUGGGGGAAAGCCAGCAGAAAAGAAAUGUGCCUGCUAGCCACUCAGAGGAGCUAGUGAUGGAGAGCCUGCCCAAAUCCUAUGUCCCAAAACCAUGACAACCACAACAUUGUUGAGUAGUAGCUCAUGAGCAAUGGCAUGUCUUUCUCCCCUGACCCCAAUCUAUUUCAAUAAAGCAGAAUAGUCAUAGUGUUAAAAGAACUGUCCUGUUAUCCCAAGUCCCUUCCAAACAAAAAUCAAAGUUGUCCUAAGGCAAUCUCACCAUUGUGAAUGCUCAGUUGUAUUUUUAUAAUAUUGUGUAUAUGGAAAAAAAAAGUAUCGGUGAGUUUUAAAUAAAAGCACAUAUUACUCCAGCCUGGAGAAAGGGAAAAGCUAUCUAAACAGAGAAUUUAAAAGGAUGAUUUCUGUUUUCAUCUACUUAUGUGGAAUAUGACUCAUACUUCUUCUAUAUUUGUACUGGGGAAGACAUAAUCCUAAAAAUGCAUACAUAACAAAGAAUUCUCUGUGGCUUAUUAAGAAUGACUGUGUCUGCCCAGUAAGCUAUACCGAGUUACUGAUAAAGUCUUGGGUGAGUGAAUGGCAGGCUUCUGUAGGAAAUUGUGUAAUUAUUCCAUUUUUAUAUUCUAAUAAAUGGCAGAGAGACAAGAACAGGAUCUUGGAUGGAAAGGUACGAGGAAAAUUCCCUGACAGAAAAUGAAACAUGAGAAUAUGGUGUUUGAACAAGUUAAAUGAAAUGGAUCUUUGGGAUAAGGCUAAGAGAGAGAGUUACUUAGACAAAUGUCACUGAAGCAGAUUAGAAGCUAAUAUCACCAGUUGGGAUUGACAAUGCCUUCAGAGGCUCCUAUUCAAGUGAUCCAAACCUUUAACAUCUUUGCUGAUGGUGCCCAGGUUCUCAUUUUAUUUUUAUUUUUUAUCAAAUUCUUAGGGUCACAAGAAAAAAUAAAGCAUUUUUAUUGUAUAUAUCUUACAAGUGUAAUAAAGAAAACUUAAGAUUUAGUCUUACAGUUUCUAAAUAUAAAAUUUGUUGUUGAGAGAAAACAGUGAUUAUUAAUUAUGGCUCUUACUUCAUUUUAGAAAAGCACUAGAAAUUCUAAAUUUAUCUUUCCUCUAGACCACUCUUACACUUGCCUUGAAGCAGUUACAGAAAUGAAGGUGUGUCCGUGGGUCAAUAACAUCAAAGUAAUUAUGGACCAAUAACUAUAGUCACCCUGAAUUUUCAUGCCAUCAAUCACCAAAAAUUGAUGCUGCAUUCUUUAUUAUGACAUUUUUUACUUUGCCAGGAGGAAGAGUAGCUGUAGUUGAGGUGUACUUGAAAAAAUUGCAAGAAUGAAGGUGUGUUUCAACUCAUCAAAACUAUAGUCAAUGUUUUGUUUUGUUUUCCUGAAGGCUAUUUUUUUUCUUUCUAGAAUUAAUCACAGAUAUUCUUAUCAUUGUGAAAACUCACAUUGUAUUACUUUUUAUUCAUCAUAAUGUGGGAUAUAUAUAAACCAAUCUUAUUAAAAUGGUAUCUAAAUUUGUCAAUUGAUUUUUACCAAUAACGAAGACAAUAAUAUACUGCUAACAAAGACAAAUGGCUUUGUGUUUUCUGUUUUCAUAGUGAGCUUAGAAUUUGUGACAGGAUAGUCUCUCAUCCUUUGAAACAUUUUUUCAGUCUCAAACUUUUGCAUGCCUUGCCUCCUUUCAAAGUUACAAACAUUACAAAGUAAAGUCCAGUACCAUAUCCAACUUUUUCCUGCUAACCUCUAUCUGCUGUUGAGUCAGACAGAUCCAAGGACAUGUCUAUACAAAAUGGUUUUAUGACAAGUUAGAUCCAGAACUGUGUCACUAAGCAACACAAUUUGGAGGCUUAGAUGGGAUUCACCCUUGGUAUAAUUUCUCAGUGUCAACAGCUCAGCACUCCAGCUUGUACAAUUCAUUCUUUACUAGGAUUUCCUUCAAUUCUCUCUGGUUGAGAUGCUCUUCAUGGCCUCAAUGUCUUCACCAUAGGGGUAGAAAGCUGAUAGUCAAUUUGUGCAACAUGUCUUCUGGAAGCAAAGUGGAAAGAAAUGACCAUGGCUAUGGCAAAAUCUGGUGAAUAUCAUGAGCUCACUGUAUCUAUUUCCGGUUUUGAUUCAAGUCAUAUCAGUAUUUCCAUAACAGGAAAAUACUGUGUCCUGUGAUGCUGAAGGGAUUUCAUUUCUCCAUCUCUCAGUUUAUCUCUGUGGUCCAUGUAAUUGGCUUGCUUGUUAAAAGAUUAGCAAGAUUCUUUCAUUGUCAGAAUAAAUAUUUUUCAUGACCUGUUUGAAGCGCAUUGUUGCUAACUAGCAUGAAGUGGAGGGCAAUGAUGCCUGUAAAUAUGUAAAUGUGCCUGUAAGAGUAGUAGGUAUUGGGUAAUAAGCUCAAGAAGGUUGACAUUUCAAACUGCCGAAAAAUGAAAAUAUUCUAGUUGGUCUAGAAAUACUUCUGUCUGUAAACGUUGACAUCCAACCUCAAAAUGUAUUUGGUCAUGGUGAAAACAUUAUUCUCCUAUGAUUUUCAGAUUCUAGUUCUAAAUACUUCGUUAUAUAAUUUCGAACUGAUCUGGUGCCAUGAAUAUGCUAUUUUAAAGAACUAUGUAUCUCUUUUAUCUCACCACAACAUAUAUCUGUAGCUAAGAUAUUUUCUCUUAAUAAUUAACUCCAAAUGCUUUUAGUGAACCAGUUGUAUUUUUGAGAACUACCUAAUGUACAUGAUACUUCUUUCUAAUACAGCACCCUACUCUAGCGUGUUUACACUGGUUGAUGUUUACACAGCCUGAACUCAGUGCCUCAAACUCCUCUGUGAUCAGUUUUGUCUCCAACCACAUAACUCAUUUUCUCUUAUCUGAUGUCUCUGAAGAGCCUCACAGAGACAAUAAUAUGGCUGAACUCAACUGAUAUUGUUAGCAAAGAUACAAAAACAUUAUUGGGAUCUGGAGAUUACUGCUACCUUCUCCUAACAUGUCACAGAUUAGCAAUUGCUUGAAAAUUAACUACAAAUUUGUACAAUGUUAUUUUAAUCUUAUAUAAGAAUGGCCUUCUGAAAAAUACAACAGUAGUAAGAACAUAGUGCUGGCCUUGUGCUGAUUGUGGUAACUAGAAGUGACCAAGUGGAGAAAAUGCUGUGUGUUGGGAAAUUAACUUGUAUCUCCCCAAAAUAGUUUCAAUCUUCAGACUUUACUACUUUAGCCAAUUUAUUAAUAAUUUCUGCAACAAAAAAAAUCCAUAGAACUAGCAUUUUCUAAAGUAUCUAAUUUGUUAAUUUUUAACCGGAUAAGGCACUCUAUGUACCCAUGGGUGCCUUUGUUUUAAUGUACAUUUAUUGCUUGCUAACCUAUACACAUAUGAUGACAGGGCAAGAGUUCUUCUAAUCAAUGUUUAAUUGUCCUUUGUAUCAAAAACAAAACAAAAUUUGCCAAUAAAUAGCUGCAUGACAUUAAAAAUCGGUAACAACAGCCUCAUUCCAAAGACAUUUAAACUCCAGAGUGAGUCUAUUGGAAGUCAGCAGAUUUUAGGAACCUAGAGCAUCUUCUAAAUUAGUGUCCAGGGGCACCAGGUAGAGGCAGCUCUGUGUGGAGAUGCAGUGUGUUCCUAGAGAAGGUUAACAACCUGAAAGCGCCUGUGAAGGGGACCAUUCACUCUUCUGAAUCCUCUCUUCUCUUAGGGGAAAAAUGCCUUCCUUACUGUAUAUCACACCCAAUAUUUCAGGACAAGUUGUCACUCAGAGGAUUUUAGAGUUAUAUUCCAACACUCGACCUUUAAAGAAGUAACAUUUCUAAUCUCCAGUUUGCUGAGAUGUGUAGUAACUCUAUAAAAGUCUGGAGAUAUACAAGCUAAGAUGUAGGGCCUCUGAGUAGUAUAUAUGAGAACUUGGUUUUGGUCCUCAGGUAACAGAGAGGAUGGAGGGAAAAGGAGUUAAUUUUAGCCAAAGUGAUAGAAAACCUGAUUUUCAUCUUCUACUAUCAAGCUUUAUAACAUUGAAAGUGGUGUAGUGACUAUUUUAAAGAAAGCUUUAUCAUUUUUAAAAGAUGUCAAGAAACUAGCUAUAGUUGCCUAAGAAUUUAAUCUAUUGUAUUUUCUUCUUGAUAUUCUACCGCAGUGAUGUCAGCUCAUUUCUGACAAUAAGUAUGGAGUAGUAACUGAGUGUUAUCUCAGUGCCUGUCUCAUAGUGUAGAAAUGACAAGCAAUGCUGGGUAUAGAGAAAAUGUUAUAAAAAUUGUCAUUGAAUUCUUGAAUGGUGUCCAACCACAAUGACAUUGAUGAUCAAAAGUUCUGAACAAAAAUAAAAAUGACAAGCUAGCUAAGUCAAGAUUUUUCAAUAUAGGAAAAAAUGAAGAUAGCUAUAGAUUGAGUUAGGUGAAGGAAGAAAGGAUUUAUAAUUUCUAAACUAAAUCCAUGGAGAUAUUUUCUCAUUAUUCUUAUCUACUUAGUGAAGUCUAUGCCUUAUAACUAAGUAAAAAAUAUAUGUGACUACCAAAUUAUUUAGGAUACUUAGAAAUAUUUUAUUUACUACAUAUGAAUCUGAUAUUCUUAAUAAAAUAUUACUUUAAAAUUUUCCAGCAGUAACAUUAAGAGAACCUUUAUAGAAGCUUUCUUUGUACCAACAGUUUAUGGCUGAGAUGUUUUGUAAUUUCGUAUGUGAUAAGAUCAUUAAUUAAAGAAUAAGGAAGAACCAAGGUAAAACAGCCCUGAAAUGAUGGAACAAUUUAAAAGGGUGCCAACUCUUAGAGAAUAACCAUGGUUUAAAUGUACUUUUCUCCUUCCUUUCCUUUCUGGGAGGUCCUGACCAUUAUGGCUAGCAUCUCUCAACUGACUUGGUCUCUCUAGAUCCUUCAUAGGUCCUACAGGAACCAGUUUAUCUGGCCUUAACGAAAUGGAUUCCUUUGUUUAACCAGCAACUGUUGUCCUCAAGCCAACACUGUAUAUUAAGGGACUCAGUCAUAUAUGCUUAUUGUUUUGUUCCAUAUGAUUCUUGUUUCCUGAUGCUCUUUAAUGGAGAAUCUGUUAUAGAAAGAAAAAUGACCAGAAAUAAGAACUUCAGGACCAUGAGGCUUUGCAAAUACAGAGCUUAACAAACUUUGAGUAACUCAUAAGUUUCAAGUUACAUUCAAAAGCAAGGUACAACAGAAACUUUCUUUCAUAAACAGACACCAUUAUCACAAACUAAGAAUAAUAAAUAUGCUCUUAUCCUGGGUCACAUGUCAUGGUAAAAAUCUAUAGUAUGGCCAUCACAGUAAUUGUAGUAGGAUAGCUAAAUGUACAGUCAGUUACUUUGAGGUCACUGUAUUUGAUUGAAAAUGUAUAAUGUAUCUUAGUGUUGAAAAAAAUAUGAGCUCUGUUUCAGUUAACAUGUCAUCUUGUAUUUCUUUCAAGGAAACCAAUUAGAUUCAAUGUAGGAUAUUACAUGUUGGUUGAAAUCCCAUGUACAAAUAAAAUUUUAUGUCUAAAAGAGUCUUGUAUUUGAACUUAAGAAAAAUAAACUAUCCUGCUUUACUUUAUGUGCAGAAAUGAGAUGUUCUAAUAAUACUGAAGUGCUUCAUGGUAUCCUAACAGUUUACUUUCUAGUAAUAUUAUCCAUCUUUUUAACCUGAGCAUGUUUGUUUUGUCUGCUUUCUAUACAGAUCUCAGUUUUGUCUAAUGAUUUAAAUGUAACCCAAGACUUUAAGUGUGGAUUAUUUAAUGUGCUCCUGAAGAGGUUGUGGCUCCUGACAAAUGCCGUCAGGUCAUUAUUUGUUGUAUCAAAGUUUCAGUGGCUUCAGAAAUCAUAGCGUCACAUGAUUUUGUGGUGUCUGGGUUUGCAUAGUGUUGUUGAUGACUGUACUUAGUGAUUGUUCUUGCACACUUUUCAAAUAAAACCAUGUUUUUAAUCAAGUA